AGAACGUUGUGCUGUGCAAGGAAAAUUUGAAAAGGAAAAAAAUCUUCUACCAUCGCAGUUUGUCUUUUGUACCAAAGCCUUCAAAGCAUCUAUCCAUCCAUAGUGACUUUUUACACGCACUCGUGAGCUGACAACGUUGUAAAAUGGCAAACUUGAGACCUCUUGUGCCGGAGCUAGAAGAAAAAGCUCGUAAUGAGCUGAACGAAGUGCCGAACCGUAUUGCGGAUGAUCUUGCAGCGUUAAAGGCUUGGUUGCUUAAACAACCGCAUCUCAACCCACGCACGGACGAUCAGUUUUUGGUUAAUUUUUUGCGCGGAUGCAAGUACAGCUUGGAAAAGACGAAGGAAAAACUGGACAACUACUAUACAGUGAAGACGGCCAUACCAGAGUUCUUCGACAACCGCAAUCCAGACAACGAAACGUUACAGCAAUACAUGUCAUUUGGCGUUAAUCUUCCUCUUCCUCACACGUUCGAGAUCGACGGUCCACGGUUUAUGCUGGUUCGCAUGGGAGCAUAUGACGCUUCUAAGUACUCGAUCGUGGAUGUGAUGAAAGUGUGUUACAUGAUCACCGAUCUGCUGCUGGUCAACGAUGACACCUCGAUUAUCGCCGGUCAUAUGGUGCUGGUCGAUCUAAGAGGCCUCACCUUUGCCUGCCUAUCUCAAUUCAGUCCUACAUUCAUCAAAAAAAUGACGUCCGUCAUUGAGGCCUUUCCGAUCCGCACGAAAGGCAUUCACUUCAUAAACCCGUCGUCCGGAUUUGAUGCUCUCUUCAAGCUUUUCCAUGGAUUUUUGAGCAAGAAAAUUCAGGAGCGCAUACAGGUGCAUGAUUCGUUUGAGGCGUUGCACAAUGUCAUCCCUAAGAAGUACCUGCCGGAGGAGUACGGUGGUAGCGGUGGCCAGCUCAAUGAUAUAAUUGCCGACUGGCGAAAGCAUCUAAUUGCGAAUCGGGACUUUUUUGACGGAGAUGCCAAGUAUCGCAAUGACGAACGGAAACGACUAGGAAAGCCGAAAAAUGCCAGCACUCUGUUUGGAGUAGAAGGAUCUUUCCGAUCGUUAGAAUUCGAUUAGAAUGUUGCAGAUCUUGUUCGUGUCACAAACGGUUGAGCAUUUCUUCAAUAACACACAUGCACUGCAAUAAGGAAUUGCAAUUGCGUAAAUAAAUCAUAAAA
Molecule: messenger RNA, 1171 nt
Organism: Anopheles nili
Lineage: Eukaryota; Metazoa; Arthropoda; Insecta; Diptera; Culicidae
Product: alpha-tocopherol transfer protein-like
Exons: 4
Coding region: 144-1070 (308 amino acids)
Cellular component (GO): membrane
Molecular function (GO): phosphatidylinositol bisphosphate binding
Source: RefSeq, a predicted model, not a curated record